ACUUCCCGCAACACGCAACAGUCUUCUCGAGAUGAAAGUCUCUAUUAUUCUAGUUUUGGUUUUUAUUUUCUACCCACAUCAUGGUGAUAGUUCCGAGCUCAACACGUCGAAGUCAAACUGGUUCAGACCUGACUACAGUUACAGCGAGCGAACUGGAGGCUGGUUCAAGUUCCACAGCGUGCCUGCCACGUGGGAAGACGCGCGACUUCAGUGCUAUUAUGAAGGAGCCGAAUUGGUUUCACCAUUCAAUGAAAAUAUUAUUCAAAAGAUGAUUAUGCUGAUGGAUGUUAACGAGCCAUAUAUCUUCACUGGGAUUCACUCGACAUUUUCAAAGGGAGUCUACACAUCAGUUGGAGGUGUUCCUCUGCACGAGAUGCCCGUGAGUUUACACAGUCGUGACGUGUCCGGAAACUGCGUGACGAUGCGUUCCAACGGGCGAGUCGAAGCCCGCAACUGUUCCAGUCAAUAUCCAUACAUAUGUUUCAAAAAAGGACCAGAACAUCUGACAUCGUCGGUUUGCGGGGCCGAUCAAGAGUACAAAUAUGAACAACGAACUGGUAGCUGCUAUAAGUUUCACACACUCGGACGAACCUGGCCUCAGGCGUUUAGAGUGUGCGUGGCGGAAGGCGGGCACCUGGCCAUCAUCAACAGUGACGUAGAAGCCGACGUCAUCAGGGGGAUAUUCCAGAACUACCCUGACGACGCCUUCAAGGCGGACGCCAAGUACGCAGCGAGCAUCGGAUUCCAAGGUUGGGGAGCAGUGAAGAUCUGGUGGACAAUACACGGUCAAACAUUGCAAGAUGCAGGAUACAGCAAGUGGGAUAAGUUUGUACCUGACAUGAGAAGUACAAGGCAUUAUUGUGGUGCAGUAGGGAGGAAUGGGACACUAUCUCACAUAGAGUGUGAGGGAGUCACUUUCCCUGCCAUUUGCGAAAAGAAAGCUGAUCUAGUUUAGUUCCUAAUUUUGAACAGCAACCAAGUAGCAGAUAAAUAAGACCGCUAUUUAAAAAGUUUUACAUAAUUUAAAAUUUUUGUUCCACACAUUAUUAUGUAGUUAUUAUUAAUUAACUGAAAAUGAACGGUCAGUAUCAUGGUGAAAGUAGCUAAAAACUAUAUCAAGGGAACUUUAUUAUUAUUAAUUCUUAUUAUACGAGUAAAUAUUUU
Ostrinia furnacalis (Asian corn borer) is the source of this 1164-nucleotide messenger RNA. Its product is annotated as C-type mannose receptor 2. Lineage: Eukaryota; Metazoa; Arthropoda; Insecta; Lepidoptera; Crambidae. Bases 32 to 955 code for a protein of 307 amino acids. The transcript has 6 exons. The record is from RefSeq and is a predicted model, not a curated record.